Molecule: messenger RNA, 9452 nt
Organism: Pipistrellus kuhlii (Kuhl's pipistrelle)
Lineage: Eukaryota; Metazoa; Chordata; Mammalia; Chiroptera; Vespertilionidae
Gene: MICAL3
Product: microtubule associated monooxygenase, calponin and LIM domain containing 3
Exons: 40
Coding region: 532-7131 (2199 amino acids)
Molecular function (GO): protein binding; FAD binding
Source: RefSeq, a predicted model, not a curated record
ACACUGUUGGAGUCUGCAGGUAGCAACAGCGUCUCGGAAUAUGAGAGCUACGUGGCACUUCCCGAAGUGCAGUUAGAUCUGUCACCCCCAAGGCUGGGGUCCUUUGGUCGCGCUGGAGGGCUGCAGCCCUUGCCCUUCCAAGUGCCCUCCCAGCCGGCAGCCUCAUCGCUGCCUGGGCUGCCCGCUCCGUGUAGUGGCCUUCGCGGAUGCUGCCGGGCUGCUAGGUAGUGGCCAGGGCCGGCCAGAGGUCGCUGGCGCCAGGUGAACACAGCAGCAUGAGGCGGAUGUGAGGACUGGGCUGCACCCCGAGCUCGGGGUUUCCGCGGACGACGGCGGGCGGCCUGGAGCAGGUCCUACACUUCUUCCAUGCCUGCUAACACUUAUUUACCCUGAAAGACUCAGCUGUCACUUCUCACAGGUUCAUCUUCAACGAGGACUCUCUCCCUAUGACUUAGAUUAAUCUGACAGUGUCAAGUGGACUAAUCACCAUCCCACUGCCCCCUUUGUCUGGUGUGCUUAGAGUGGGGAAGCAUGGAGGAGAGUAAGAAUGAGACAAUGAAUCAAGCACACACCCUCUUUGACAAGUUUGUGCAGGCUACCACCUGCAAGGGGACUCUUAAUGCCUUCCAAGAGCUCUGUGAUCACCUGGAACUGAAGCCUAAGGACUAUCGCUCCUUUUAUCACAAGCUCAAGUCAAAGCUCAACUACUGGAAAGCCAAAGCCCUCUGGGCAAAGCUGGACAAACGGGGCAGCCACAAAGACUACAAAAAGGGAAAAGCAUGUACAAACACCAAGUGUCUCAUCAUUGGAGCUGGCCCUUGUGGUCUCCGCACAGCCAUCGACUUAUCCUUACUGGGAGCUAAGGUAGUUGUUAUUGAGAAACGAGAUGCCUUCUCCCGCAACAAUGUCUUGCAUCUCUGGCCAUUCACCAUACAUGAUCUGCGCGGUUUGGGUGCCAAGAAAUUCUAUGGCAAGUUCUGUGCUGGAGCCAUUGACCAUAUCAGUAUCCGUCAGCUUCAACUAAUACUUUUGAAAGUAGCAUUGAUCCUAGGCAUUGAAAUUCAUGUUAACGUAGAAUUCCAAGGACUUGUACACCCUCCUGAGGACCAAGAAAAUGAACGGAUAGGUUGGCGGGCACUGGUGCACCCUAAAACCCAUCCUGUGUCAGAGUAUGAAUUUGAAGUGAUCAUUGGAGGGGAUGGCCGUAGGAACACCUUGGAAGGAUUUCGUCGGAAAGAAUUUCGAGGCAAACUGGCCAUUGCCAUUACAGCAAAUUUUAUCAACCGAAAUACAACAGCAGAAGCCAAAGUGGAAGAGAUCAGUGGAGUGGCUUUCAUAUUUAACCAAAAAUUUUUCCAGGAGCUCAGGGAAGCAACCGGUAUCGAUUUGGAGAACAUCGUCUACUACAAAGAUGACACGCACUAUUUUGUUAUGACGGCCAAAAAGCAGAGCUUACUGGACAAAGGGGUGAUACUGCAUGACUAUGCCGACACAGAGCUCUUGCUUUCCCGGGAGAAUGUGGACCAAGAGGCUCUGCUGAACUAUGCCAGGGAAGCAGCAGACUUCUCCACCCAGCAGCAGCUACCAUCUCUGGAUUUUGCCAUCAAUCACUAUGGACAGCCUGAUGUGGCCAUGUUCGACUUCACUUGUAUGUAUGCCUCUGAGAAUGCUGCCUUGGUGCGAGAGCAGAAUGGACACCAGUUACUAGUGGCUCUGGUUGGGGACAGCCUCCUGGAGCCUUUCUGGCCAAUGGGAACAGGAAUUGCCCGGGGCUUUCUAGCUGCCAUGGACUCCGCCUGGAUGGUACGAAGUUGGUCUUUAGGAACAAGUCCCUUAGAAGUCCUGGCAGAGAGGGAAAGCAUUUAUAGGUUGCUGCCUCAGACAACCCCUGAGAAUGUGAGUAAAAAUUUCAGCCAAUACAGCAUAGACCCUGUCACCAGAUAUCCCAAUAUUAACAUCAACUUUCUCCGGCCAACCCAGGUGCGCCAUUUAUAUGAUACUGGAGAAACGAAAGAUAUUCAUCUGGAAAUGGAGAACCUGGUGAAUUCCCAAACUAUCCCAAAGUUGACUCGCAAUGAGUCUGUACCUCGUUCUAGCAAACUGCUUUGUUGGUGCCAAAGGCAGACAGAUGGCUACUCAGGAGUCAAUGUGACAGAUCUCACUAUGUCUUGGAAAAGUGGUCUGGCCCUAUGUGCAAUUAUCCAUAGAUAUCGCCCUGAUCUGAUAGAUUUUAAUUCUUUGGAUGAACAAAAUGUGGAGAAGAAUAACCAACUGGCCUUUGAUAUUGCUGAAAAGGAACUGGGCAUUUCUCCCAUCAUGACAGGCAAAGAGAUGGCCUCGGUCGGGGAGCCUGACAAGCUGUCCAUGGUGAUGUACCUGACCCAGUUCUAUGAGAUGUUCAAAGACUCACUCCCCUCUAAUGAUGCCUUGGACUUGAGUGCUGAAGAGAAAGCAGUCCUGAUAGCCAGCACCAAAUCUCCUAUCUCCUUCCUAAGCAAACUUGGGCAGACCAUCUCUCGGAAGCGUUCUCCCAAGGAUAAGAAGGAAAAAGACUUGGAUGGUGCUGGAAAAAGGAGAAAGACCAAUCAAUCAGAAGAGGAGGAAGUACCCGGUGUGUGCAGAGGAAGAUCCACAUUAGUGAGUACUCUGCCUGACAGGAGGACUGAUGUCACACUCAGCAACCAGAACAAAGUAAAGUACAUGGCAACCCAGCUGUUGGCCAAGUUUGAAGAGAAUGCACCUCCACAGUCCACUGGCAUAAGGAGACAGCCAACACAAGAGCAUGGGGUCAGCCAGCCGUCCUGCUGCCUACCUGAUCAGGGUCUCCCUGCUCCCACCCCACAGUGGAAACAGCGACGGGAAAAGGAGCAUUCUCGGACCUGCCCAAAAAAAGUGAUCGCACUCUCUCCACCCCCUACUCCACCUCCCUGUCGGGCACAUGGCAGCCAGCAGACGCACAGGGAUCUUGAUGCUGACAGCUGUGGCAAGCAGAGUCCCCAUCAUGAGAGGCCAGGGCCUGAACCUUCUCGACGAUUUUUUGUUCACCAGUGGGAGCUUUCUCUUAAUCUUCGCUCCUCCAGCCGCCCUGCCUCUCCUUCCUCUGACUCCCUCCGACAGAAGUAUAUAAAGAUGUACACGGGUGGAGUGAGCUCAUUGGCUGAGCAGAUAGCCAAUCAGCUUCAAAGGAAAGAACAACCCAAAACCCUUCUAGACAAGAAGGAACUGGGUUCAGUAAAGAAGGAGUUUCCACAGAAUUUGGGAGGCAGCGACACGUGCUAUUUUUGCCAGAAGCGGGUCUACGUGAUGGAGAGACUGAGUGCCGAAGGCAAGUUCUUCCAUCGGAGCUGCUUCAAAUGCGAGUACUGUGCCACCACGCUGCGCCUCUCGGCCUAUGCCUAUGACAUUGAGGACGGUAAAUUCUACUGCAAACCACACUACUGUUACCGACUUUCCAGCUCUGCACAGAGGAAGAGACCAGCAGUGACUUCUUUGUCUGGAAAGGAUGCCAGAGGACCCCUGCAAGAUGGCCUCAUUGCAGACGCAAAUGGACCAGUCAGUACCGUCACCAACCCUGCUGAUAGAACUCCAGGUUCAAGUGUGAAUGGCCUGGAGGAGCCCAGCAUUGCCAAGAGACUGAGGGGCACUCCUGAAAGGAUUGAGCUAGAGAACUACCGCCUGUCUGUGAAGCAGGCAGAGGAGCUGCAGGAAGUGCCUGAGGAGACACAAGCUGAGCACAACCUGAGCAGUGUGCUAGACAAGGGCCUGGAGGAGGACGUGGCCAGCAGCAGUUCUGAGUCUGAGAUGGAGGAGGAAGAGGAGGAGGAGCCUCCACUGCCUACCUCGGACCUGGGUGGUGUUCCUUGGAAGGAAGCUGUGAGGAUCCAUGCUCUUUUAAAAGGAAAGAGUGAAGAGGAACUGGAUGCCUUGAAGAGCUACGAGCCUAACUAUGACCAUGAGGAGGAGGAGUGCGACGAGGAGGAGGGAGAGGAAGACUCUGACGAGGAAGAGGAGGAGUCUAGUGAAGCUGGGAGCCAGCGGCUACAGCAGAUCAUAAAUGCAACCGAUCCCUUGGAAAUCCAGGCUGAUGUGCACUGGACACAUAUUCGUGAGAAAGAGGAGGAGGAGCGAAUGGUACCAACCUCUGAGCCCUCCACUUCUAGAGUGCCUGACCUUCCCUCCAUACGCCGUGCAGCAGUUCAGGCCUGGCUGGAGACAGUGUCCGGAGUCCCAUUUGAUGAGGAUGGCCUGGAGGAAGAUGUGGAUUCCGAGCCGGCAGAAAUAGAAGGGGAGGCAGCAGAGAAUGGGGACACGGGUGACACUGGUGCUGAGCUGGAUGAUGAUCAGCACUGGUCUGACGACAUCCCAUCAGAUGCUGAAAUAGAGUUUUGCAGGCAGCACCAAGAGGCGGUGGAAGCAGAGUUGGAGCUGAACAUCUCAGAAAACCAGGACGAACGACCCCCUGCCACUCUACAGCAUAACAAGAGAGGUCUCUCCCAAGACUCCAGUCCUACCUGGUCCCCUUCGGAACAAGCUGUUCUGUUCUCCUCUGCCCGCAGCCCCUUGGGAGAGGGGGCCCAGAUUCCACUCCCCUCUGAAGCUACCAAUGUGAAAUUGCCCAAGGAGCACCUUUCCCCAGAGCUUUUGGUUUCCAAAGCAAAGUUCAAAGCAGAAGUUCCCACUGAUCAGAAAGCUGUGCACUCUCCCAUCCAGUCCCAGCCAGCAGCUCUGCUGGAAGUCAGGACACAUACCUCUCCAGUUCGUUCACAGGGCCUGUCCCCAUUGGCCACUUCCACCAUCAUCCCCACACAGCUCCCCAUUUGCUCCCAACCUAAACCUUCCUUUGAGGCCACCAUUCCAUCUCCCACCAAGUCCCCCAUAUGCUUCCAGCCUGAUCCAGUGAAAACUUCCACCCCUCUAACCCCACUCCACAUGAAGAACCAAGGGGAUGCCAAGUACAGACUGGGCAGCCCUCUUGCUAUGGACGAGGCCCUGAAGCCAAAUGACUUGGUGGCCGAGUUCUGGAUGAAGAGCGCAGAAAUUCGCCGCAGCCUUGGGCUCACACCCGUGGAUCGGAGCAAGGAGCCCAAGCAUAGCUUCCCCUCACCUGCCUUUAAGCCAUUAUCCUUAAAAUCCUAUUCAGUUGAGAAGUCUCCUCAGGAUGAGGGGCCCCAUCUUCUAAAACCUCCACCUAGGAGACUGGCAAAGUCAGAUAGUGACCAGCCCUCUCUGCCAACCCCCAAAUCCCCAUCUGAAAGAGAACUAAAAAGCUCCCACGAGGAGCGAAGAGACCUGUCCAACAGUUCGGGGCUGGGCCUUCAUGGGAGCUCCUCCAACAUGAAGACCUUGGGAAGCCAGAGCUUCAAUACCUCAGACUCCACCAUGCUUACUCCACCCUCAAGCCCGCCUCCACCCCCACCCCAGGACGAGGAGCCCGCAACUCUUCGAAGGAAGCCAUAUCAGAUAUAUGGGCAGAAGGAAACCAAGCCCAAGGCCUCCAUAAUCCCACCCCCACCACCUACUACCUUUAUGCGGGCCCCCCGAGAGCCUGCCCAACUGCCCUGGGAGGAGGUACGGAAGUCAUUUGUAGAGAGUGUAGCUGAGAUCCCCUUUGCUGAUGACGUGGAGGAUACAUAUGAUGACAAGACCGAGGACUCAAGUCUGCAGGAGAAGUUCUUCACACCCCCUUCCUGCUGGCCCCUCUCUGACAAGCUCUUCCCCCCACCCCUAGCCAAGGAGAAUGUCAAGUUGCUUACUCUAGAGAGCAGGGUUCAACUACAGAAGAGGGAACUACCUAUAGUCUCUCCAGAAGCCAAGGAGCUGGCUGAAGAACGCAUGCGAGCCAGAGAAAAGUCUAUAAAGAGCCAGGUGUUGAGAGACGCCAUGGCCAAACAGCUGAGUCGGAUGAAGGAGAUGGAAAUUGGGGCUGAGACCUCCAGGCCACCAGGAGGCACCUGCCAUAAAGCCUCCUCAAUGCCCUCUAAAGGCAAAGUCCUUGGCCUUAAAUCCCCUAAAUACCCAGUGCACAAAGGCCCUGAGGAGCCCACCUUGAAGCACAAAACCACUAGUGAAGAAUUCCUCUCCCCCACAUUGGACUCUGGGGCCCCAGAUGGUUCAGUCACUUCAUCCGAGGGCUCUAGCGGGAAGAGCAAAAAGAGAUCGUCACUCUUCUCCCCCCAUAGAAACAAGGAGAGAAAAUCUAAAGGUGAAGGCCAGCCCCUGGAGAAACACAGCCCAGAUCUCCUGGAGGAAGCAGCUGCCAAGCCCAGGUCCUUGUGGAAAUCAGUCUUCUCAGGGUAUAAGAAGGACAAGAAGAAGAAGGGUGACAACAAGUCCUGUUCCAGCACCCCUUCCAGUGGUGCCACUGUGGACUCUAGCAAGCACAGGAUGUCUCCAAUAGUGAGAGCAGAGCUGCAGCUGCGGGACCAGCGGAGUUUCUCCGAGGACUCUGACCUCUCCAGUGAUGACAUCCUCGAGAAGGUCUCCCAGAAGUCCAAGCGAGAGCCAAGAACUUAUACAGAGGAAGAACUGAGUGCCAAGCUGACCCGGCGUGUACAGAAGGCAGCUCGAAGACAGGCCAAGCAAGAGGAACUUAAGCGGCUGCACAGAGCCCAGAUCAUCCAGCGGCAGCUGGAGCAGGUGGAGGAGAGGCAGCGACAGCUGGAGGAAAGAGGUGUUGCUGUGGAGAAGGCGCUUCGUGGGGAAGCAGUUGAGCCCAGUGGCGGGACUCCACGGCGUAGACCUCUCUCCUUCUGCCCUUGCUGUGUCCAGGAAGGCAUGGGCAAGAAGGAUGACCCCAAGCUGAUGCAGGAGUGGUUCAGGCUGGUGCAAGAGAAGAAUGCCAUGGUGCGCUAUGAGUCAGAGCUGAUGAUCUUCGCCCGGGAGCUGGAACUGGAAGACCGGCAGAGCCGACUGCAGCAGGAACUGCGGGAGCGAAUGGCAAUGGAAGAUCACCUUAAGACCGAAGAGGAAUUGUCAGAGGAGAAGAAGAUCCUGAAUGAGAUGCUGGAGGUGGUGGAGCAGAGAGAUGCCCUUGUGGCCUUACUAGAGGAACAGCGCCUUCGAGAGAAAGAGGAAGACAAGGACUUGGAGGCUGUCAUGCUGUCAAAGGGCUUCAGCCUAAACUGGUCCUGAGCUUCCAUCAUGCUCUACUAGCUGAUCUGUAGAAUCCACCUGAUCUAGCUGGGCUCUUCUACACCACCUAGAUCCAAGAUCUGAGAAGGCCUAGCUGCUCCUGUGAGUUUGCACUCAAAUGUCCAUGCCUCUUAAAAAGCAGAUCAAGUGUCUGUGCUGUGGGGAAUACCAAGUGAAGAUGAGUAUCUGAAGUGUUUCUGCCUCCUUGAAUAGAUUCACCCUGACUUCCUGGUGCAAGGAGCGAAGGCCAUGGAGUGCAGAGAAUUAAUGUGGGGAAAAGAAAGUUCCCCAGGGAUGCGCAGUAACCAGCAUCCCCCCCCCCUCCCUUGUGCAGGCAUGUGUGAUGAGAGAAGGAAGCUGCUCCCCCUCUGUCAAAACCACAGCCACCAGAUUGCACCCCACAGAGAGGAAGCAGCAACUGUCUUCAUGCUCCCUGAAGAACCACCAAAGAAACAAAGGAGAUUCCCAGGAAAACCACAUGUGAACUAAGAGUGGGAGAGGCUGUGGCCAGUCAGGGUGAUGCCUAUCCUGCAUCACCUGGAAGCUGAGGGAAUCCCAGUUCCUGAGUUCAUUAUGCAAGUAAGGAGGAUCCAGGAGGAGUCUGCUCCCCAGCCCCACACCACACACUGGACUCCACAUGGCCAAAUGCCCCAGGCCUCCCUCUGUCUAUGGCCUGAGGGUUGUAUAUUGCUGCAUUUUGCUUUUAAUUCACAACCAUUUUAACACUGGAAAAUAUUGACUUUGGGAGAUGGUGAGGCUUUACAUUUCAAGCCCCAGUCACUGUUCAGAACUUCAGCUGGGGCAGGAGUAACCCUCUUUGGUGUUUUUCCUGCAUUUGCACAUUGAAAUGAAGCUGAUAAUCUAACAAGACACUCACCCACUUCAGACUCCUUUUUUCAAUUAACUUAUUUUUUUAAUACUUGAAAAAAAUUCAUUUUUAUAUCUUUACUAAAAACACUGAUCACCUGGCACCUGGUGUGAAAGUGACAGAGGUAACCAUGCCAGCCUGCCUGCAUUCUUACUACAUACAUCUAUUUAUUAGAUCACCUUCUUUAUAGAGUUACUGACCCCACUGACAUCAGAAAGUAGUGAGUCCCUCAUGCGGUCCCCACACUCACAGCUCUUCUGUCCCCUCCUAUACUUUGUUUCUGGAUCUUCCUCCUCCUCCACCUGAUACCUUGUUCUCACUCUAGCGCCAGACUUUAUGCCUACACCACCUACUUGUCAAGGAGACAUGUCAGCACUGUUUGAAGCCAGACCAGCAAGCACAGAUGCCACUUGUCUCUUCCUGUGGGAAUAUUGGCUCUGCAGAACCCAUUUUUUCUCAGUUUUGGUACCAGGGUUUUUUAACCUCCCAUAACACAUUUAUUAUACAAAAUUGGGGGUAUGCCCUCUUCUAGGAUGGCUGAGACAGUGCCUGGUAGGACCUUGUAUCCAUCUGAUUAGGAUUCCCUCAGCCCAGCCUCAAAUCCAACUUGAUAGACAUGCACAGGUUAGUCUUAGGUAUUGGGGUUUAGUUUGGUCUCUUCAAACUGGUAACAGCUCCAGCCGAGACCUCCACAGUUUCUGGAUCUUCAGGUGGGGGGCAAAGAAUGAUAAAGCACCAUGUAACUUUCUCCUUGAGCCAAACUGCUUAUUUCUUUUAGCUCAGCCACUGUCUGGGGAAACCUGGUGAAUCACCACUUGUCCCUCACAGAAUUAGCUUAUGGUGAGCCCAAGGAGGAGGCCCACCAGUGCCAGGCCAGACUGGGACGGUGUUCUAGCCAACUCCUGUGCAGAGGAGCCAAUGUAGAGAGAACAGAGGCAUGGCAACUCUUAAAGGCCACCUGAGGGCAGGACAAAUUGGGCAUCCGUGCUGACCUUGGAACUUCCAUGGGAAACCACACUGUGCCUCAACUUGAACAUUAGUUCUCACUAUAAAGGAGCAAAGAACCUGUCUUCUUCUCCACUUUGUCCCGAAGCUGCCAUCUUCCUCCUGUGGAAAUCUAGGAGUGUGCAGCUGGCAGCCACCACAGCUCUGACUUCACUUCUUGUUUUCAGAUGAGGCAGGCAGAGUCUCUGUUUUUAUUCUCUUUUCUUAAAAGGGGGAGAGAAGGGUGUUUAGAGUCCAUCUUUAAACCCCAACUUCCAAUAAAAUUGGACUUGGGUCAGAACCUUUAUCGCCUUUGUGGCCUUUUCCCUAACCCUCCACCUCUCAAAGGCCACCAUACCUGACCAUGCCCCAGGAGAGCUGCCUCCCUCCAUUGUAGCUCCCGCUAACUCCAGGACAAGGAGGCAGUUUAUUUUUAUUUAUUUUUAAAAUAUAUUUUAUUGAUUUUUUA